This is a messenger RNA of Vanderwaltozyma polyspora DSM 70294, 279 nucleotides long. RefSeq lists its product as uncharacterized. Gene Ontology annotation, cellular component: cytosol. The coding region runs from base 1 to 279 and encodes 92 amino acids. Lineage: Eukaryota; Fungi; Ascomycota; Saccharomycetes; Saccharomycetales; Saccharomycetaceae. The record is from RefSeq and is a predicted model, not a curated record. The transcript has a single exon.
AUGUACUGUGUGGCUGAUUUAUGUGUUGUACCAGUUGGAACAAAUUCUGUAAGUGGGUCUGACUUUGUUGCAAUUCUCCAGAAGAAAAUACACUCAAGUGGUUUGAAAAGUACCUUACAUAGUGCAGGUACCACAAUUGAAGGUAAUUGGGAUGAUGUCGUUACAUUAGUUGGUGAAUUACAUGAAUUUGGUCAUGAAAAUGGUUUUGUGAGAAUACAUUCGCAUCUUAGAUUAUCAACCAGAACAGACAAAGAACCCCAUAUAGGGGAUAAGGAUUAA